AUGUGUACUGAACAGCCCGAAGAGAUUGCAAAACAGGCUAUAGCAGCAACCAAAUCCUCACGUUAUGCUGAUCUAUAUGCAAAACUUGACACACGUGAAGGAGAGCGGGACUUAUAUCGACUCGCUAAAGCAAGACAUCGCAAUUCAGAAGAUGUUCAUCAGUUCUACAGAGUCAAUGAUGAGACCAGUAUUCUGCUAGUUGACUGGAAGAAGGCCAGAGAACGAUGGCGCAGCUACUUCAAGAAGAUCUCAACAGAAGAGUUCCACCAUCCACCAAUACCCACUGGCCAUGCUGUUGAAGGGCCCGUAAGAGAAACUGCAGUCGAAGAGGUCAAGACAGCUUUGAGGAAAAUUAAGCCUGGGAAAGCGACCGGUCCAGAUGACCUUCCAGCAGAGUUAUGGUGUUUCCAUCAUUGGAAGGCAGCCGAAUCGUUAACGGAACUCUUCAACAAGAUCAUUGACGAGGGACAAACACCAGCUGAUUGGCAGCAGAGCAUCACCGUACCUAUCUUUAAGAAGGGAAAUCCCGCCGAGUGUACCAACUACCGUCCAAUUCGACUUCUCUGA
Messenger RNA from Schistocerca nitens (vagrant locust), 567 nucleotides. RefSeq lists its product as uncharacterized. The transcript has a single exon. The record is from RefSeq and is a predicted model, not a curated record. Lineage: Eukaryota; Metazoa; Arthropoda; Insecta; Orthoptera; Acrididae. The coding region runs from base 1 to 567 and encodes 188 amino acids.